CAAAAUUGUGUGUCUAAAUAGCAACAAUUUUGUUUAAAAAGUUUAAUAAUGUCUUCCUAUGUAAAAUGGACAUUCGAAUACACAAAAUCACGAAAGAAUUUCGGCAGGGAAACACUGUUUCAGAUAGUACCAGCUACAAUGCUGGACUCGAUUUAUCCUAACAAAGAAGAUCAAAAGCAAUACAUACUCCGAAAUCCAGUGCAACGUGAAGUGCAAGCAACAUACUGUGCAUCCGAAAAUACGACAAAUACGCCGCUAUUAAAAACUCACGACCAAAGUAUUAACCAUACUGAGGGUGGCUGGCCUAAAGAAGUCAACCCUUAUAACGAGGAUCAUAUUCAAAGACAUCGUCGCAGAAUUAUGCAUGAAGACAACUACAUACAAUCCGUACAAAACUUGUCAACAUCGUUGUUCCACUGUAUAGACCAAAACAAUGCCAUUGAAAUGUACGAAACAUAUUAUGGUAAAAUGCCUGAGCAGAAACCUGUAGAAAAAUAUGACAUACGAAUCGCUAACGUGUUUCGCGACGAACAUCAAAGACCCAUAUCGUGUGUCAAGUGGACAAAUGAAAAACGUGCUAAACUAGCGGUUGCUUACUGUUUCAAAACAUGCAUGCCAGAACCGAAGCUAAACAAGAUUAAUGAUUGUUUUAUAUGGGAUGUUCACAGACAAACAAAACCAGUGUACAUUCUAAAACCUAAAUACCCUUGCUGGCAACUUGCGUGUUCUCCCUUAACCCCUGAACUGUUAGUAUGCGGCCUUGAAAAUGGCAUCGUUAAUGUGUUCGAUGUACGUGUUGGCGAAGCAGCUGUAUCAUCUAGCUCCGUCUACAAUUCACAUCGCGAAGGAGUAACAUCACUUCUUUUCAUACAUUCUCGCACCCACUCUGAAUUCUUUACUGGCUCAUCUGACGGACAGUGUCUUUGGUGGGAUUUGCGCCACCUUUCACAUCCUCUGGAUCAAUUGCCUAUGUCAGUCAGACACCAAGCAUCAGAAAAACCCGGUCUUAACAACGCCGAGGGAGUUAGUGCGUUAGAAUUUGAUCAUGGCUUGCCAACGAAAUUCCUUUGCGGAACCGAAACUGGUUUAGUAAUUAAUGCAAAUCGCAUGGGAAGAAGUCAUGCUGAUAUUUUAGUUUCGUACUGGGAUGCCCAUGAUGGAUCUAUACAAGCUGUACAGAGAAGUCCUUGUACAUUUAGAAUGUUUUUGACGUGUGGAGACUACACGGUUAAAAUAUGGAGCGAGGAAGUUCGCACCCAACCUAUCAUCGUAGCUCGGCCUUAUAACUAUUUAGUGUCUGACGCCGCUUGGGCUCCUUUGAGAUUUUCAUCUUUCAUGUCUAUUUGUUCAGGUGGCGUAUUUUAUUACUGGGAUCUAUUACGUAAAUAUAAGGAACCAGUAACGACUCUCCAUGUAUCUAAACAUGGCCUUACGAGAUUGACACCCCAUUCGGGGGGUGAAUCAGUAGCUGUAGGAGACUGUAAAGGAUCUUUAUACUUACUGAACUUGUCAGAAAAUAUGGCAAUACCGGGUAAUCGUGAUAAAUUACUUAUGAGUCAAGUAUAUGAACGUGAAACGAAACGAGAACAUAUACUGGACAAUCGCGUAAAAGAAAUUCGGUUGAAAGCCAGAGCCGAGGAAGAAGCAUUAGCUAAUGAAAUACCAGAGGAAAUAGCUGAUGAGGAAGAAUUGGAACAAGUAGCGGAAGAAGAAUACUUUCGGAUUGUUCAAGAGGAACUGAAAAGCAUGGAUGUGAAUUCCGAACAAGAUGGUGAAUAGCGACUUUUCAUUUAACUAUUAAUGCUUAUGUUACUACUUACACA
Messenger RNA from Spodoptera litura, 1823 nucleotides. RefSeq names its product dynein intermediate chain 3, ciliary. The record is from RefSeq and is a predicted model, not a curated record. Gene Ontology annotation, molecular function: dynein light chain binding; dynein heavy chain binding. Gene Ontology annotation, biological process: cilium movement; outer dynein arm assembly. Lineage: Eukaryota; Metazoa; Arthropoda; Insecta; Lepidoptera; Noctuidae. Gene Ontology annotation, cellular component: outer dynein arm.